CGGAAGCUGUCGCCGGCGGCCGGCCGGGGCCGGCAGCCCUGACAAGCUGGGCUGCUGAGGGGCAGCGGCCGCCUCGGCCAGGCUGAGGGUUUCUCCCAGGCGGGCGGGCGUGCGGGGGAGAAACUCCUGUUUCACCGCGCAUCCCGCUUCGUCUGCCCCCCCCCCCCGGCGCUGUGUGGCCGGGUCCUGCCGCGCCCGAUCGCCGGCGUCUGUAAGUGUUGGAUGAGGGGGGAAUCCCCUCCGCAAGGCCGGCACAGCCCUUCAGAGGCAGCGAAGUGGCUCUGGACGCGGGCGGGAUGGAGGCCGCUCGGCAGCUUUGAGAGCAGCUUCGGGGCGACGCGGAGCCGCCGGGGUCGUUCUGCAACACUCGUAGAACUUGCAGGGCCCUGGAGGGCACCUCGGAUUUCCCUCAUAUCCGGGGCACAGUCCAUGCCCCGUCCCCUACCUCGGAAAUAAAGUGGACGGAGGGGACGGGAGGUCUGACUUGGGCGCCAUGAAGGCAGAGACGGCGACCUCCUCGGAGACGCCGGGGGCGUCGAGCUGUGGCCUCCUGAGCCAGCUGAAUAACCGGAAGCUGGUGGUGGCCGGGGUCGUGCUGGGGUGGCUCCUGAUCCUUCACUUCCUGGUCAACGUGUGGCUCCUGUGCCUUCUGUCCGCGUCGCUGAUGGUGCUGGGAGGAUGGCUGGGCACCGGCGCCAUUGUGGGGACUAAGGGCCGGCUGCACCUGGAACGCUUCAUCCCCGUGGCCCACUGUCCCCCGAACCCGGAGGCGGAAAGACAGCUGGAGCAGGAGAUCAACCGCACCAUCCAGAUGGUUAUUCGGGACUUUGUGUCUUCUUGGUACCGCUCAGUGAGCCAGGAGCCGGCCUUCGAGGAGGAGAUGGAGGCGGCCAUGCGCGGCCUGACGCAGGAGCUCCGCAGGAGGAUGGGUAAGGUGGACAGAGCCGGGCUCACCCAGAAGGUGCUGACGCUCUGCGGCUGCCACUUGCAGAGCUACAUCCAGGCCAAGGAGGCCAUGGCAGAGAAGCACAGUGGUGUCUCGAACCCUGCCAAGCUCUGGGAAGCUUACUGCCAGAUCACCAGCCCACACCCCGCCAUGCAAAGCCCCAGUACUGAAGUCAGCUAUACACGUGCCAUUGUCGAUGUGCUGCUUCACGGUCUGGUGCCAAAGCCCCACUUGGAGACACGGACAGGACGCCAUGUAGUGGUGGAACUCAUUACCUGCAAUGUCAUCCUACCGCUGAUCAACAAGCUGUCAGAUCCCGACUGGAUCCACCUUAUACUCGUGGCCAUAUUUUCCAAGAAUAGGGGUCAUGCAGCAGUCGUGGCUAAGCCACUCUGCCCCACCACUGCCCCGGAACAGCGCUCAGAGCCAGCUUCUCUGCCGCUGUCUGGCGAGGGCCGCAGCCCACCAGAAGCAAGAGCCCCUUCCUCAGCAGUGGCAGCCGCCCCCGUCCUUCUACAUUACAGUGACCCCGAAGGGCCUUCACGCCCCUCCCUAGUGGUUGAAGGAAACCAUGAGACUAUCGAGGGAGAUUCAGGAAGGGUUUCUGAAGAAAGAAAAGUAGAAAACAGCUCAGCUCACUUCCUACAGCCAGCUUCCAGAGGCCCCUUGUUCUUAUGUGAAGAUACAGAACUGGAAUCUCCACUAUCAGAACUGAGCAAAGAAACCAUCAUGCUCAUGACCCCAGGCAGCUUCCUCUCAGAAAAGGUUCAGGAUGCCCUGUGUGCCCUAGAAAGUUCUCAGACCGAGUCUAAGUACAGUGAGAGAUCUGAGGGGAUCAGAGGAACAGAAGUCGAGGAGGCACCAAGAAUAGAGACAGAAACGAACUUGCUGGACUCCAUGCUGCUUCCCUGCCCAGAGAUUCAGAUUGACACCACAGACACGGAAAUAGAACAAGAGGAUGUUACCUCUCUUCCAGCUUUCCUGCCAAGUCCAGAAACAACUUGUCCAGCACGACCCUCAUCCUUAGAGAAAGAUCUCACUGAUAGUGUCAGCUCCCUAGAUCCUAGUCUGUCACAAGUUCUGCUUUCCUCCUCUCUACCUGAUCCACCUGGCCCUCCACCUGGUCCUCUCAAUUCUGCCACCUUCAGCUUUGAGCCUUUAAGCAGUCCAGAUGGCCCAGUUGUGAUCCAAAACCUUCGUAUUACUGGCACUAUCACUGCUCGAGAACAUAGUGGCACUGGGUUCCACCCCUACACCCUCUACACAGUGAAGUAUGAGACCGCACUCGACAGUGAGAAUAGCAGUGGCGUGCAGCAGUUGGCCUACCACACUGUAAAUCGCCGCUACCGCGAGUUCUUGAACCUGCAGACCCGUCUUGAAGAAAAAUCAGAUCUCCGAAAGUUCAUCAAAAAUGUGAAGGGUCCUAAAAAACUCUUUCCAGAUCUUCCAUUUGGAAACAUGGAUAGUGAUAGAGUGGAAGCCCGCAAGAGUCUCUUGGAAUCAUUCCUAAAGCAACUCUGUGCCAUUCCUGAGAUUGCUAAUAGUGAGGAGAUGCAGGAGUUCCUCGCUCUGAACACAGAUGCUCGCAUUGCCUUUGUCAAGAAGCCAUUCAUGGUCUCCAGAAUAGACAAGAUGGUGGUGAGUGCUAUCGUGGACACUUUGAAGACAGCAUUUCCUCGCUCUGAGCCCCAGAGCCCUACGGAGGAGCUGAGUGAAACUGAAACAGAAAAAUCACAGACAGAAAGCAAGAAGACUAGCAAGUCCAGACUGAGGUUCUCAUCAAGUAAAAUUGCCCCAUCAUUGAGUAUGACUGAAGCACAUGCGAAGAUUCUCUACUGUUUUCAAGAGAGCAAUGUGGAGACAGAAGUCUUAUCCAUGUCUGGAAUGGAAUCCUUUAUUGAAAAACAGACUAAGUCACUAGCAAUACGGCCGACAGAUAUCCCAGCAAAAGAUCCUGAACAGAUCCCCCAACCAUGUGAGGAUUUUCCAGAUGCAGGCCUCAAAAGUGAUGAUCCAGGAUCAGAGACAGAGUUAGCUGACACUGCCCUGGAUCUGCUCCUCUUGCUGCUAAUGGAACAGUGGACAUGGCUGUGUACAGAAAGCAUGCAGAAAAUUCUUCAUCUCGUAUUUGGGACUCUAAUUCAGAGGUGGCUGGAGGUACAGGUGGCUAAUCUGACAUGUCCACAACACUGGGUGCAGUACCUUCGACUUCUUCGGGAGUCCAUCUGGCCUGGAGGAGUUUUGCCUAAGUAUCCAAGGCCUGUAAGGACCCACGAGCAGAAGAUGGCCACCGAGAAACAGGCUUUGCAGAGCCUCAUGGGAGUCCUGCCAGAUAUCAUAGUAGAAAUCCUUGGAGCGAACAAAUGCCGGCUAAGCUGGAAUCUAGUCUUGAAGUCCCUGCAGCAGCCCCUUAUCAACAGGCAUUUGAUUUACAGCCUUUGGGACAUCAUUCUGGAAUCCCUGGAUCUCACUGCCUGUGUUGAAAAGUCAACUACAGACACAUCCUCCUCUGAGACCUUAGGCAACCCCAAGAAGAUGGGUGUUUCCCCUUAGCCAUAAGCUGUUCAUUCAUGUACAUGUCAAAGGUUCGGAUUGGAGAGAUGCUCUGCUCCCCAGAGAGGAGUCCAUGCCUGUUUGCCUCUAGAGCCAAGCUACAUGUAGCUCAGAAGGCCAGUCUCAGCAGCUCAGUUCUCCCCAUGCUGUAACAGGUGACAGGGUCUGUGUACCAAGUGCAUGCUUGUACAUUUUCAUAGCUCACUCUUGUGGUUUAGACUGUCACUUGUGGGUAGGCCCUGCUUCCUAAGGAAAGUGAAGCUGCGAGGUAGAGGAAUGAGCCCCUUUCCCUCCCCCUUUGCCCUCGUCCCUAGGAUUGUCCGCCAGCCACCUGGCCUAGUAUGUGCAUGUACAUAAUCCACCAGCACACAAGCUCUAGAUAGACCAGGGGGAAAAGUAGUUGCCCAAUUUCCUUGGAGGAAGAGACAAUCUUCUGAGUUCUGUCUCCACCAGGAAGCUGAAAAUGCAUACACGACUGUUCUUGGAAAGUCUUCCUAGUCUACCAGAAUAGGGAAGGGAAACAUUACUCAAAGCUCAAGGCUCCUUAUUCAUUGGCUGUUUGCCAGCACUUCAGCCCUGUGGAGGAUGCCAUUGAAGGUUGCUUCGCUGCGUGGUUACGCUUUUCCUGUGCCGAAAACUUCAAAGCAGGCUGCCAGCACUUCUAGUAGAUCCACUCUACCCUCUGCACCCCUUCCUGAAAGGGAGUUGCACCACAGAUUUGAUUUAUUAGCUCUUCUGUCUGCCCCCUUCCCAAGAGCAAUUGAGUGGCCCUUGUGACCUUCUCUCUGUCUUCCUUGAACAAAGUUACGUACAAAUUGUGUGUUCUGCCCAGUGCUUCCAUUGGGAAGAGAAGCACUUGGCCCACAGCCGAGAAGCCCAGAGAGUAGAAAACCAAGGAGAAGGACAGGGUCUCUCCACACGUCUGUAGUAGAAAAUGUUUUACUUUGAACCAGUGAUCGUAGCAAACUUGCCAAGACUUGAUUAUGAUUACCCACACAGAAUCAAAAAAAAAAAAAAGCUUUUUACUUCCUAUUCCAUAAAGAUCAAAUUAAUCUUUUAAGAAGACCGGUGGUGAAGCCAAGGUGGCUAUAUGAGGCUGAAGUGCUUGUUAGAAAGAUGGAACAAUCAGAAGAAAUGUCUGGCAGAGAAAGAGAUAGUAAAGUAACAAGGGUAGUGCCACCCAUUGGAUGCAUGUGGGUGACCGGCAAGAGAGAUCUGAAGACUGUCACCGGACAUCCUUUACUCACUCCUUAUCCUUUAGCUCAUUUUAUAUAUUAGUGCCCCACUGCUGCCAAUUAUGAAUCCUCCCAUUUGGAGAAGGGUUGGACCAACAUGGGUGGAGUAGGUUGGAACUUGCAUCAAGCUUUGCUUAGUCCCUGAAGUAGGCGAUGCACAAUUAAAGCGGUUUAACGGAAGAAA
Messenger RNA from Erinaceus europaeus (western European hedgehog), 4918 nucleotides. It is a transcript of the gene SNX19, whose product is annotated as sorting nexin 19. The record is from RefSeq and is a predicted model, not a curated record. Gene Ontology annotation, molecular function: phosphatidylinositol binding. NCBI's taxonomy places the organism in Eukaryota, Metazoa, Chordata, Mammalia, Eulipotyphla, Erinaceidae. Gene Ontology annotation, cellular component: early endosome membrane; intracellular membrane-bounded organelle. The coding region runs from base 494 to 3499 and encodes 1001 amino acids. The transcript has 11 exons.